UGCGGUCCACAGUGCGGGCAUGUGUUGCUUCUGAGAGGAGGCAGAGUUGAGUGCGCAGAUUUAAAGGCGACACAAAAGGAAAGCCAGUGACAGGCAACAGCUGAUGUAGGAUGGGUAAAGAGAGGUGACAUGCCUGUAGGAAUCCAUGGUGAAACAGCUGAAUAGUCACAACAGAAACCUGGGUUACAGAAAAGGACGGAGUAAAAACAGAACGAGACCAAUUCACAUACCAUGAAGACAGAGUUCUCUGUUAAUCAGCGUCUGAAUGGCACUGGGACUCUGCACUGCUCGUCUGGCAGUAAUUAUGGCGGCAAAGGGAAGAGGAUUAAGGUACUAUCCCAUUCAGGGGUCCCAUUAGUGGGAUUGAUGUUGUUGGCCACCCUCCCUUUUGGAGCAAGCAUCAAACAAAGUGUCCCCAGGGUCAAACUCAGCCACAGAGAACUGCUGCAAGCUGGCAGUGUAUCUCUGUUUUUGGGCCCCUCCGAUGGCCUCCACUCUCAAUCGCUGCUGUUGGAUGAGGAGAGAGGUCGUCUUCUGCUGGGAGCCAAGGAUCACAUCUACCUGCUUGACCCUGACAAUCUGGCCAGAGCCCCCCGAAAGAUUCACUGGCCUGCUCACCGGGACCGAGUCGAAAUGUGCAAACUUGCCGGCAAAAAUGCAAAUUUGGAGUGUGCUAACUUUGUCAGGGUCCUCCACCACUACAAUCGAACACAUGUCUAUGCCUGUGGGACAGGAGCCUUCCACCCCAACUGUGCUUUCAUUGAAAUCACUGGCCGCAGACAGGAUGGUGUAUUCCAACUGCUGUCUAGUACAGUGGAGUCUGGCAGGUUGAAAUGUCCUUUUGAUCCCUUGCAGCCAUUCACCUCAGUCCUCUCAGAUCAGUACCUGUAUGUGGGCACAUCCUCAGACUUCCUGGGCAAAGACACAACAUUCACACGCUCCCUUGGCCCUCCACAUGACCAGCACUACAUACGCACAGACAUCUCUGAAGACUACUGGAUCAAUGAGGCCAGGUUUAUAUCUGCUCACCCCAUUGCAGACACCUACAAUCCAGAUGAUGAUAAGAUUUACUUUUUCUUCCGUGAGAUGUCGUGGGAAGGCAACGACAAGACCAUCCUGUCCCGUGUGGCUCGUGUGUGCAAGAAUGAUGUGGGUGGGCUGAGGAGUCUGACCAACAAAUGGACCACCUUCCUCAAAGCCAGACUCGUGUGUUCUAUCCCUGGACCAGACGGAGUGGACACACACUUUGAUGAACUCCAGGACAUAUUUCUGCUCUCUACCAGAGAUGACAAAAACCCCAUAGUGUAUGCAGUCUUUACCACCUCCAGCUCCGUUUUCCGUGGCUCAGCAGUGUGUGUGUACAGCAUGGCAGAGAUAAGGGCUGUGUUUAACGGACCUUACGCCCACAAGGAGGGGCCCGACCACCGAUGGGUAGAAUAUGAGGGGAGGAUACCAUAUCCCCGUCCUGGAACGUGUCCCAGCAAGACAUAUGAUCCAAGGAUCAAGACCACCAAAGACUUCCCAGAUGAGGUGGUCAGUUUCAUUCGAUUCCACCCUCUUAUGCAUCGCUCUGUCUACCCCCUGACUGGCCGACCCGUGUUCACACGAGUCCGAGUAGACUACACCCUGACUCAGAUCGUGGUGGACAGAGUUAUGGCAGAGGAUGGACAUUACGAGGUCAUGUUCCUGGGAACAGAUGCCGGCUCAGUUCUGAAGGUGGUGAGCAUUACUCAAGAGAAUUGGUCAACAGAGGAAGUGGUGCUUGAAGAACUCCAAGUUUUCCAGGUCCCCACUCCAAUCCUCAGUAUGGAGAUGUCUUCUAAACAGCAACAGCUCUACGUCGGUUCAGGCGAAGGGCUUGCCCAGGUUUCACUCAGUCGAUGUCACCUGUAUGGUCAGGCCUGUGCUGAAUGCUGCCUGGCACGAGACCCCUACUGCGCCUGGGAUGGACACACAUGCUCACAAUAUAUCCCUGCAUCCAAGAGACGGGCCAGAAGACAGGACGUCAAGCAUGGAGACCCUGCCAGUCAGUGCUGGGACACAGAGGACAGUCUUGUUGGGGGACUGGUGGAGGAGAGGGUUCUCUUUGGGGUGCAGAGCAACUCCACUUUCCUCGAGUGUAUCCCCAAAUCUCAACAGGCCCAGAUCCGGUGGUACAUACAGAGACCUGGAUCUGAACGCAGGGAGGAGGUCAGGCUAGAUGAUCGCGUUAUACACACCGAUCGAGGUCUCCUGAUUCGCUCCCUCCUUGCCUCUGAUGCUGGUGUGUAUGUCUGUGUGGCUCAAGAGCAUACACACUUCACACACACUCUGCUCCGGCUCAAGCUGCAACUAGUUACACAUGGACAACUGGAUGGGAAGCCCAAGCCCAGUGAAUCCCCCGUGGUGGAGCUACACCACGGCGCAGAGUCCCGCCAGCGUUAUAAGGACUACCAUAGAGUGAUGAGCUCUCGCUUUGUCUCUCUGGAGGAGUACUGUGAUUCUCUGUGGCUGGAGAAGAGGCCGUCAAGGGUGCGAGGACGAGGCGCCGGCAAGUGGAAGCAUAUGCAGGAAAUAAAGAAGAGCAGGAAUAGGAGAUACCACAAGGAGAGAGAGGAAGAGGGGGGAAAACAGGAAAAAGGGAGGGUGGUGAGGACAGCAAAGCAGUGAGGGAUGUGGUGAAAAAACCAUCACGGGUAGGAUAGAUGUGAGACAGAACUGCAAAAUCAGACAAAAUCUAACUCAAAGUUAACGGGGCAUGAAAGAGUAACACUGAAGUAUAUAGUUCAAGUUCAAAAUAAAGGUAUUCUUUCAAAAAGUUAUUUUAAGUAGUAUUGGGUUAUAAAUAUGUAAUUUAAUUCAUCUGCCAGCUACAAAAUGAAAGAACAAUUGAGUUGUUUGAGAGAAAAAUCAUCUUCUUCAGUGACUUUUACAGCACAUUCCAUGAAAAUGGUUCAAAUGCUCUGAAUAGAACUGAGAGUCUUAUUCUGUUCUGUUUGCAGAUAACAUGUUUUAAAGAAAAGAAGACUGAAUAAUGUUUUUUUUUUAAACAGUCAUCUACUGACUUCUAUUUCAGCUACAGUGCUACUGGAAAUAUGCUGACCCGAUGAAGGAUUGCAACAUGUCAGGCCUUUUCUACAGGUUCUACUGGCCAGGUUUUAUUUCCCCAACAGUACAGACUGAUGGUUAAUAGAGGUUAUCAUUUGAUGAUACUGAAACAUAUAUUUGAAUUGGAAAAUAUAAAAAAAAGAAAAUUUGCUCGAGCUGACAUGCAUUCAUGUUGAAUGACUGUAAAUAUUUAUGUAACAUGUACAGGAGAUACAGCACACUGAAUUUAAUCUUAUUACUGAUCUGUAUAACUAUAAUGAUAAUCAUGUAUUAUGUUUGGGCUGACAAAAUGACAUAUUUUUUGUACAAAAAGUUUGACUCUUAUGUACUGUAGGUUCAAUAGAUGUUUUCUUUAUUGCUGUUUUUUGGAAGUUAUUUAAAUGCAUUUGUCUUGGAUCCUCUGUUCCCUGAAUGGCUUGCUUACCUCAGUGAGGUGAUCAAAAUCAAUAUACAAAAAAUCAAUUAACCAACUGUAAAAGUGCAGUUACAGGCAGCCUCAAGGAGACAGCAGACAGGUUGAGAAUGAGUAAGGGUUAGUUCAGCUGAGCCUCUCCUGAUAUAGCAACACAAGUCCCUGUACACUGUAUGCAGAUGUCAGAAUGAUUCAGGACCAGCUGGUCUCUUGUUUAGUGUUUGUGUGUCUGUGUGUGUGUGUGUGUGUGUGUGUGUGUGUGUUUGCGCGCUUGUGAAAAAGAGAAAGUGGGUGCCUUCAGGAGAAACCAUGCAAAAUGUGAAAGCUUGUGCUCAAACAAAGCAAGUUACAGGUUUCCUAGAAUAAAGCUGUGAAGGCAUCGACAUUAGUAGCAUGAGCGUAUAACGCAAGCAUUAUACAACCCAAUGUGUCUGACCUGAAUAGUAUUUUUAGAUCUGUAUCUGUAGAUGAUAUUAUACACAGUGCUUGGAUAUAAUGCUGACAACAAUAAUAAAAUGAUCUUAAUGUGA
Micropterus dolomieu (smallmouth bass) is the source of this 4029-nucleotide messenger RNA. RefSeq names its product sema domain, immunoglobulin domain (Ig), short basic domain, secreted, (semaphorin) 3D (gene sema3d). Bases 232 to 2649 code for a protein of 805 amino acids. Lineage: Eukaryota; Metazoa; Chordata; Actinopteri; Centrarchiformes; Centrarchidae. The transcript is spliced from 19 exons. Gene Ontology annotation, molecular function: chemorepellent activity; semaphorin receptor binding. Gene Ontology annotation, biological process: negative regulation of axon extension involved in axon guidance; neural crest cell migration; semaphorin-plexin signaling pathway. The record is from RefSeq and is a predicted model, not a curated record.